UAAGACAACGUCGCUUCAGGCCGACGUCUGCUGCGCCGAGUGCCGCACCACAUCGGCAUGCUUUGAGGCAAACCGGCUGUCCGGGCUUGCACCCAAUGUAAACUGCCAUCGCCGCAACUCCAUGAUGUCCUGGUGGCAGGCAACCGUGGCGUGUCGCGCAAGUACGACCAGGCUGCUUCAUUUGGGUUGGCAUACACUAUUUUCAGCAUGCUCCGCGCCGCCAUCGUCUUGAUCCUGAGUACCCGUGCUGCUGUGGCCACCGUGUCCACGAUAGCGUACCUUAAUGGAACCUUGAUGGUGACGAUCCAGGGCGCCGAAGUUGGUUCCAAACUGCAGCUAAUGCGGCUCCGUCCCGAGGCCACCGGCUGUGCAGACAGCGUAGGAGCCACCCUCGUCCUUGAGGAGCAGCCCAUUACGGAUAACUACCAGAGCAUGACGUUUCCCGCAGAAAAGUUGCAGGCCGGGAUGUAUUGUGCAAUGGUCCUGUCGCCGAGCGCAAAUUACACGACACUGUGGCCGCAAGAACUCAGGAGUGAACACGAUUUGAGCGGCUUACGCGCAUCUGAAACUCCAGUGCCAUGCAAGAGUUGGAAAGCCACUGUGACUCUGAAGGUUUCAUAUGCUCGGAGCUCCGCUAAGGCAUCGGUGAACGUGCUUGAGAACAAGACGCCACUCUGUGAGCAUUUGCGCGUCAGUCUCUGGAAAACCACCAGGCUUUCACAGUUCCCACGUUGUGCCACCCACGUCAACUACACGAGCGAACAGACAAAAGUGAUUGCCAACCUCUCCGUGGUGGCCCUGUUUGAAAACUUGACGGCGGGGAACUAUUGCGUUCGGGUGACGCCUGUCUGCAGUCAAUCCGAGGACUGCCUCACCCUAACUUCGAAGAUUGUCGAGAUGCCUUCAGGAAAGGUAUCCUACAGUGCUGAGAGAGAUGGGGUGCGCUACCUGCUGUGGCUGCUGCUGCUGUUGUCGCCUCUGGUUCUGGGUGCACUCGUAGCAGCCGUGUUGGCCACUUUCUGGGCUCAACGUCAGUGCAAGGCUCAACAAAGGAAGCCAUGUAAAUUAGAGAUGCCCCUACUCGCGAACAACUUCUCAAAGGACGCCGGAGUCCUGGUGGUGAAGGUGGUGUAUUCGCGCGACAGUGAGCCCCACGUGAAGGCGGUGUCCCAGCUAUGCGAACUGAUCCGGAGGGAGCUGGGCGUGCGGGUCGAGUGGGACGAGGCGGCCGUGGCUGAUGUGCACAUCACUCAUGACUGGGCCAUGUCCAUGGCACAGCUGCCGUGUCCUCACUUCAAUUCCGCUGCCAUGACGACCGCUAUUGCCCCUGUGAAGAUGCUGGUGCUCGAAUCAGACGGCGCCCUGCUCAAGCACCAGGCCUACCAACAGCACAAGGACUUGGGUGAAGUGAGCGAGAGCGCCAUUGACGAGCUGUACCAUACAACGUAUGCGGCGCUGCUGUCCAACCGUGCACAAGCGCUGGGUGACUACUGCCACAUUGCGGUGGCUCGGCUGCCCUACACGACGCUGCCUCAUCGCCUGCACCUGGUGCCCGGCAAGCGAUACGUGCUGCCGCAGCACCUGCGGCAACUGCUCGCGACACUGCUGCGAGGAACGGCGCUGCCGGAUAUCGACGCGGCGCUGUGUUCGGAGGCACACGGCCGCUUCUGCAAGGCCCUCUCGAACGCUGGUGACGCCCACAAGGAGAAUGGCUUCACAGCGAACAGCGUUUGCGGGAAAAUUCAAGUCAUUCUCGACCAAUCGGAAACCAUGCAGUUCUAAAGUUGCCCUACCUACGCUCCUAAAUCCCACGGCACUGAAGGCAGGCACGCAGAAGUACGCAAGGGCAGGAAAGAAAAAAAAAUUGCAAACGCCUUUUCCUUCGUACUAGUUGCGACGUUCACACGCCUGCUUUCGGACAUGAAUUCCUAAAAACUUGCACCCGAUCAACAAACAUAAGACCAUUGUCGUACACUUAAUAUCGUUCCUCAUAAGUUUCAAUGAGUAACUCAGUCACCCCAGGCAGGAAGCUACAGUAUGAACGAUGACUGUGUCUGAAGCGCGAAGCCAUUGGCAUGGACGACAAGAAAUACAAUAAAAUAGCGAAACAAACCAUACGCUCAAGUGAAAUAGCGUACUACAAGUGGUUUCAUAAAGAAAAGACCUAAAGAAUGAAGGAAUUGUGAGCACAAAGGUGCAAUAUUGAAAAUAAAAACACACAAGAAAUACAGGCACCAAAGCAUAAACACCAGUGCAGAGAGGGAAAAUUACCUAAUACUAGAACGCACGUAACUACGCAUAAGAGCAACCAAUGCUUUCAAUAAGUGCAUUAGCAAAAUCGCCGAAUAAAGUAUCAAAUACAAAUCGCGUAGGAUAACAAUAUUGUAUUAAAAACAAAUCCCAAUUUCGUGCGGAAGGCAAAGCUUAUAUUGUGAUAUGCAGUUAGUAAACAGCUAUAAGGAGUAAGGAUACUUUAUCAGCCGUGUAAAUUGGGAAACGUUCGCUGACUAACUGAAUUAACAUGCAUGGUUUCCACCCGCGCAAGCAAGCAUCAACACGUCACACUCGAUGAGCGCGGACAUUCGCUCUCAAAACGCUCGUGUGAGCAAGCACGGCAGCAGCGGGGAGCGAAGUUGUUAGAGUGUUUUAGUUGAGCGUGUUUACGCUCCGCUCAGCAGCUAAGCGGAGCGGAAGCGCGAAUGCGCAUGCGCCGUCCACGUCCACUUAGCCGUAAGCGGGAUAGCGGAGCGAGGAACACGGUCCGCUUAGAAGCUGCCUGAGCGGAGCGUGCUGCGCAGUGCUUUGGCUAGCGUUGGCGUUAGAAAGGAUUGGAUUUGCUGCAGAAAGCAAGUGCGCUGGCUAUCACGUGGCGUUCCCCAAGACGGCGCUUUAUUGUCGAUUGGAUAAAAGGGACCGGUAACGCAUUACAAGCGCACGUCUAGAUACUUCAUGGAGAAAUAAGUUAUAUAUAUACAUAUAUACGUUUUGCUGUAUAAAAGUCAUCAAUAGGUGUU
Messenger RNA from Dermacentor andersoni, 3014 nucleotides. RefSeq lists its product as uncharacterized. NCBI's taxonomy places the organism in Eukaryota, Metazoa, Arthropoda, Arachnida, Ixodida, Ixodidae. The record is from RefSeq and is a predicted model, not a curated record.